Molecule: messenger RNA, 462 nt
Organism: Aspergillus caelatus
Lineage: Eukaryota; Fungi; Ascomycota; Eurotiomycetes; Eurotiales; Aspergillaceae
Product: putative histone h1.3.
Exons: 2
Coding region: 1-462 (153 amino acids)
Source: RefSeq, a predicted model, not a curated record
AUGUUCAACAAACCCAAGCCCGACACUCUCCUGGGUCUCACCAACUCCGAGCAGAAGAUCCUCCUCCUCAGCAUCCUCUGUACCGACGAAAGUAACAAACUCGAUUUCGACAAACUAGCCCAGUACGGCGGGUACAAGAACCCAGCCUCCGCUAGUACAACGUAUCGAAACGCAAAGCGCAAGCUGAGCGACUACAAGCCAGAACCACCCACCUCCGCCGAGGGCUCCGCAGCCAACGCCCCCAAGAGGGGCCGACCCCCCAAGAAGGCCGCAACCGCGGAACCCCCAAUGGCUGCCGACUCGGAGCCCGCGGAAGAAGAAGAAGCAGCAGCAGCAGCACCAGCUCCCAAAGCAAAGCGCCAGCGUAUCACAAAGAAGGGUAUCGCACAGGUGAUCAAGAAAGACUCGUAUGAGUAUGCCCUUAUCCUAUUGCGCACGAGACAUCAGAGUGAACACUGCUAA